Messenger RNA from Entamoeba invadens IP1, 1119 nucleotides. Its product is annotated as serine/threonine protein kinase RIO2, putative. The record is from RefSeq and is a predicted model, not a curated record. Lineage: Eukaryota; Evosea; Mastigamoebida; Endamoebidae. Gene Ontology annotation, cellular component: cytosol; nucleus; preribosome, small subunit precursor. Gene Ontology annotation, molecular function: protein serine/threonine kinase activity; ATP binding. The transcript has a single exon. The coding region runs from base 1 to 1119 and encodes 372 amino acids. Gene Ontology annotation, biological process: protein phosphorylation; maturation of SSU-rRNA.
AUGGUGAAGCUUGAUCCCUUGUUCUUUCGGUACAUGUCGAAGAGUGAUUUUCGCGUCUUAACGGCGAUAGAAAUGGGGAUGCGGAAUCACGAGUUAGUACCAUUAGAAUUGAUAGUUCAAUUGAGUAAGAUGACGUCUUCCUUAGUGAGUCGUUGUAUGAAAGAUCUUCACAAGAAUAGUUUAGUGUGGCAUACGAUAACCCCCUACAAUGGGUAUCGUUUAACAUAUUUAGGGUAUGAUUAUUUAGCCCUACGUGCAUUAUCACAGCGGGACAUUAUUACUGCAAUAGGGCAAAAGAUAGGAGUAGGGAAAGAAGCAGACAUCUACACCGCUACAAACCAAAAAGGGGAAGAAGUCGUUUUAAAAUUCCAUCGACUUGGGAGGACUUCUUUUAGACAAGUCAAAAGCAAAAGAGACUAUACUGACAAAAUGACUACAAAUUGGCUCUAUUUGUCUAAGAUCUCAGCACAAAAGGAAUAUUGCUUCAUGAAAGCUCUUUAUACCAAAGGAAUGAGUGUACCCGUCCCUAUCGAUUAUAAUAGACACUGCGUUGUUAUGUCGAAGAUUAACGGAACUCUAUUGUCCCGUGUUAAUCACUUGGAAGAACCAAUGAAAGUCCUUGAGACCGGAAUCCAACUCGCUAUAGACUUGGCCGAAGUCGGCCUUGUCCACUGCGACUUGAAUGAGUUCAAUUUGAUCCUUAAAGAUGACGAGACUCUUGUGAUGAUCGACUUCCCUCAAAUGAUCUCAACUACAAACCCGGAAGCUUCCGAUUUAUUCGCUCGCGACGUCGGCUGCAUUAAAAACUUCUUUUGGAAGAAAUUUGGAUUUUCUAUUGAAGAGGCCCCGCGUUUGGAUCAAAUCGAAAAGACGGGAACUUUGGAUUUGGAAUUGAAAGCUUCCGGCUUCGACAAGAAAUUGGAAAAAGUGUUACAAAAAGCUCGAAAAAAAUUUGUGGAAGAAAAUGUCAAUGAAAAGGAUUUGGAAGAUGACGACCAAGACGGUGAAAAAGAUGACGAUGACGAUCUUGAAGAAAAGGAAAGUGAACAAGACGAAAGUGACGAUGACGACGUGGAACAAGAUGAUGACGAGAAAAGAGAAAAACUAGAAACAAACUAG